AUGCUGCAGUACUUCGUCGACAAGCUGUUCGGCGACCUCCCAGCCAACUUCAACUUCGUGAUAGGGAAAAGGUUAGAGUGCCAGAGUCCCCAAAACGGGGGGUACUACGAAAUCUACGAAGGAGUAAACAAAAACAAUGAAGGGGUAUGUAUAUUUAUAUAUGAUAAGAAAGGGAAGGCAGAAGGAAGUAGAGAGAAAAGAUACACAAGUAACCAUUUGGCUUUUUCCAAAAAAUUAAUUCAUCCAAAUAUUUUGAAAGUCCUAUAUACAUACGAGAGUGAUAAGAGAAUCUACAUAGUGACAGAAAAAUGUGUCCCACUGCACAUUGAGGGGGAAUGCAUACCGAAGAGAUUGCUGCCAUUGUAUAGCACCUUACUAAAGUAUAGUAAAAAAGAAAUAAACAUGUUAACUAUUUUAAAUGAUGAGAGUUUGAGAACAGACAACACCAUAAGUACAAUGUUGUUCUUGACACAAAUACAUAUGAAGUCGAAGAGCGAAAAGGUGCAGUUUCUUGAUAACCUAUUUAGCAAGCUAGAAAAUAUCUCAUCAAAUGUAAAAACGGAGAAAAUUUUACCUGAACUUGUCCAGAAUGUUGAAGUGUCUGAGAGUAGGGUGACCUGUCUGAAGAUCAUCUUAACCAUUUCGAGAGAACUAUCAACAGAGCACUUUGAUAAAAUGAUAUUUCCAACUGUGUCCAAAUAUUUUUCUCUAAAUGACAGAUCAAUCAGGUUCGUUUUGUUGGAAAAUUUGCAUCACAUAGAGAGACAUCUCACCAGUAACCACAUGAACGAAAUAUACAAUUCCUACCUCUAUGGAUUUUUGGAUAAUAACACGUCCAUAAAAAAUGAGAGUAUAAAAAAUUUCAUUUAUGUGUUUCCAAAAUUGAAAUCAAAUUUUAAGUCGUCUUCUUUGAUGGCCUUGUUGGAUAAUUUGAGAGACUCUGAUUUUUGUGUUAAAACAAAUACGAUAAUUUGUGUGGCAAAAAUUGCGAAACAUAUUUUGGAAGAUAAAGAAAAAAUACUUGAAAAUGUCUACAAGGUUGGAUUGCAGGAGUCAUUUAUUCAAACUAGGUUAGCCACUAUUCAGGCUGUUAAAUUUACAUAUGACCAAUUUAGUGCUAAGAAGUACGCUUCGAAUAUUUUGCCUCUCCUGGUUAGGUCCCUUAUUGAUGAUUCAGUGGAGGUUCGCCUCGCAGCGUUUGACGCGAUGGACUCCGUUUGUGUGCAGCUCAGGGGGGAUUUGCUGAGGGGUAACAGCUGUAGUAGCAGUAGGAGUCCACCGAUACCCAGUGGCACAUCAAAUGGGAACGGUACUUCCACUUCUGCAGUGGACUCCUUAAAAGGUUACACUUUUAUAAAUAAGAUAAAGGGAAUUAUCACUGCGAAGGGGGAAUUGGAUUCGGGAAACGGGUCGCGGGCUACCCAGGAGGGAGGUCUCAGUGUGGGUGACUUCUCCGGGAGAGCUGUCCAAACGGGUGCGACGGAGAGCGAUCCACUUAGCACUUUGGUUUAUGACGUGCCCCCCGUCGGAGGCGCACUCGGCGCGACAGGAAGUAGAGCCCACCUUAAUGUGAAUUCCCAAACGGGGGUGUAUAACAGCGGGGAGAGGCACGUGGCCGCGUUCCAGCAUCAGAGUUACGACCAAAGAGACAAUUUCAUUUUUGAGGAGGAAAUGAAAAAUUACCGCGACAGAAGAAGGGGGUGGGGAGCUGGUGGGAUGGACAGCCUUUAUGGUGGUGGCGAUACGCCUGGCGAAGGAGACAGGGGUGGCCACUACGAACAGGGCAAACAUGACGACUAUUACAACUGCGAGUUGGUAAGUAUGAACAGGUUAGGUGAAACCAACCAAGAGGGCAGCCUUUUUGACGGCAACUUCCAUUUGGGGGAGUCCGCCAGAAGAACGGCUCAUGGAACGGCUCAUGGAACGUCCCAGGGAACGGCCCCCCAAACGGCCCAAACAAUCGACCUUGACAUAGAUGACUUUUUUAAGGAGUUCGACUUGAAAGAGGACAGCAGUGUCAAGGUGAAGUUGAGUUCGUUGUAG
Molecule: messenger RNA, 2043 nt
Organism: Plasmodium cynomolgi strain B
Lineage: Eukaryota; Apicomplexa; Aconoidasida; Haemosporida; Plasmodiidae
Product: protein kinase
Exons: 2
Coding region: 1-2043 (680 amino acids)
Source: RefSeq, a predicted model, not a curated record